Molecule: messenger RNA, 975 nt
Organism: Canis lupus familiaris (dog)
Lineage: Eukaryota; Metazoa; Chordata; Mammalia; Carnivora; Canidae
Product: mastin
Biological process (GO): proteolysis
Molecular function (GO): serine-type endopeptidase activity
Source: RefSeq, marked provisional
AUGUUGUGGCUGCUGGUUCUGACCGCUCCCUGGCUGGGGGGCUCCGUGCCCAUAAGCCCCGACCCCGGCCUGCGACAUGAGCAGGUGGGCAUCGUGGGGGGCUGCAAGGUGCCAGCCAGGAGGUACCCGUGGCAGGUCAGCCUGAGGUUCCAUGGCAUGGGUAGCGGCCAGUGGCAGCACAUCUGCGGAGGCUCCCUCAUCCACCCCCAGUGGGUGCUGACCGCGGCCCACUGCGUGGAGCUGGAGGGCUUGGAGGCUGCUACCCUCAGGGUCCAAGUCGGGCAGCUGAGACUCUACGACCACGACCAGCUGUGCAACGUGACCGAGAUCAUCCGCCACCCCAACUUCAACAUGAGCUGGUAUGGCUGGGACAGCGCGGACAUCGCCCUGCUGAAGCUGGAGGCCCCCCUGACGCUCUCCGAGGACGUCAACCUGGUGUCCCUCCCGUCUCCCUCCCUGAUUGUCCCCCCGGGGAUGCUAUGCUGGGUGACCGGCUGGGGAGACAUUGCAGACCACACGCCACUGCCCCCACCCUACCACCUGCAGGAGGUGGAGGUCCCCAUCGUGGGGAACAGGGAGUGUAAUUGUCACUAUCAGACCAUUCUUGAGCAAGACGAUGAGGUCAUCAAGCAGGACAUGCUGUGUGCCGGGAGCGAGGGCCACGACUCCUGCCAGAUGGACUCCGGGGGCCCCCUCGUGUGCAGAUGGAAGUGCACCUGGAUCCAAGUGGGGGUCGUGAGCUGGGGCUAUGGCUGCGGUUACAACCUCCCUGGGGUGUAUGCCCGCGUGACGAGCUACGUGUCCUGGAUCCACCAGCACAUCCCUCUGUCCCCCGGACCCUAGAAGGGACACACGUCAGUCUUCCUUGUCUCAUCACUGCGUGUUCCCUGCGCGGUGGCAGGGGGAGCGGGGAGAAGUCCGGGGUCUCGGAUGCCUGCUUGGAAUUGGAUUCUUAUUAAACAUGCUGGGAAAACC